Molecule: messenger RNA, 648 nt
Organism: Histoplasma capsulatum G186AR
Lineage: Eukaryota; Fungi; Ascomycota; Eurotiomycetes; Onygenales; Ajellomycetaceae
Exons: 6
Coding region: 1-648 (215 amino acids)
Source: RefSeq, a predicted model, not a curated record
AUGCCUGCAAAACUGAGCCUCCUCAUGUCUCGAAGGGGGAGGAAUAAGCAAGAAACUCUGUGGGAGGUGAAAUAUCCAGCGGGAGCAGGAGAAGAAGUAGAAGGUGGUGAUGGUUCGAAAACCGUCGUUUCUCUCCUCGAAGAUUCCAGCGCUUCCAAUCCACCGCCUUCCGUGACGAAACACGAGGUUGUGACGUGUUUUUUUUAUCGGGGUCUUUUUUUUUCCCUUGUUUUUCCUUCGGAGCUUUUUAUGUUUCUCAUCAUCAUCAUCAUCAUUACCAUCAAAGAAGGGGAUGGAUAUGACGGGACGGAAACCGGCGAAAUUUGGUUUUGGGAGGUAGUUGGUUAUCUAUCUACGUUGCUCUUUGCUACAAGACGUUUGGAACGGAGACAGAGAGAGGGGGUUUCUAGUUCCCAACCCACAGUUGCUGGUGCACUGUGGACGGCUUGCCUCGGGAAGGUGAUGAUGCCGACGGAGUUAGACGCUCUCAGGCGGGAGAUAUUCGGUGGCCUUUCCAAUUCUCCUGCCAUCACUGGGGCGGGUACAUUUCGGGUACCUAGUUCAGAUGAAAUUUGGUUCGACAAGGAGCUGCAGGAUAUAAAAUGUCUCAAGUACGUUCGAGUUGAGCAAAUAUGUAUUCUCGCUUAG